Molecule: messenger RNA, 2642 nt
Organism: Bacillus rossius redtenbacheri
Lineage: Eukaryota; Metazoa; Arthropoda; Insecta; Phasmatodea; Bacillidae
Product: zinc finger and BTB domain-containing protein 49-like
Exons: 4
Coding region: 204-1703 (499 amino acids)
Biological process (GO): regulation of transcription by RNA polymerase II
Cellular component (GO): nucleus
Molecular function (GO): zinc ion binding; RNA polymerase II cis-regulatory region sequence-specific DNA binding; DNA-binding transcription factor activity, RNA polymerase II-specific
Source: RefSeq, a predicted model, not a curated record
AAUUUUAAAUUAAAUUUUUAUUUUGGUAUCUAAUGGGAAUUUUUGGACUAGGUAUUUUGAAAAUAUGUAGGUCUUUAAAUUCGUUUGUCGUUUGUUGACAGAUAAAAUUAAAUAAUUCGGAUUGUUGACAUUUAAGUGUUGAUCGUGCUAUUUAUGUGGUUUGAGGUUUGAUAAACCCUAGGUAUAAAUUUUUGAAGCAAAAAAUGUUCUGUGAAAUGAAGACCUAUAGUAGAACAGGAAAGGGUGAACUAAUUGAGGCUGUGGAUCUAAACAGUUCUUGUAGGUUGUGCUUAUCGAACGAUCUCGAUCAGCUAGACAUAUUCAGUGAAAAUAACGAUUUAGCGUCAGUAAUAUCAUAUUUUCUAACAUUUGAGGUGUGUGAGGGGGAUGGCUUGCCUGCUCACAUCUGCCGCGCGUGCUACCAGCAGCUCUGCACUUCGUACAGCUUCUACGUGCAGUGCCACGAAGCGGAUGCUGUGCUCCGUAGGCUCGUCGCGCAGAGUGGGGACAGCAAGCAGAGGGCUGCCGUCAAGGAAGAUGUGGAGGAUGAGCCGCCUGUCUCGGCAGAGUACGGCCAGCCGGAGGACAGUGACUGUUCAGCCCUGGAAGGUGGCUGCAGUGUUGCCGGGGGUCUGUUUGCGGAGCUGGCCAGUUCUGCUGCAAACGAGUCUGGGGCUGAGGACCAGCUCGAUGAACCUUUUCAUGAACUAGAAAUUGCAUCGAGCUUACCGGUUCGGGACUCGAUACUUUCUCGUCAAAGAAAGCCUCGCAAUCCUGAAGCAGAUGACGCGCCGGCAGCAACGGAAUGUGCCGGUGACCGUGACCAUCCCGACACCUUGCACGCGCUACCCUCUCCGGGAAUUGACAUGGUCACAGUGACAAGUGAAGAAGUAACAAUAACAAACCUGUUUGAAGACAGCCUCGAGCUAGGUGACGUGACGAGAGCGAACUGUGAGGAGCAGAUGACGGUUGACCUGGUUGAAGCUGACUGCAGUGAAGAUGGUCGUGCUGCGGAGGUGGAGGUAGCACGCUGUGACGAGGCUACCAACUCCUCCGCGGAGGUCUGCUACAGGCUGUUCUACAAGAACGAGAGCUCUGACGACGGGGUGACGGUGGACAAGAGGACUGUGAGCAAGGCUGCCCAGGAGACGAGGGGGCGAGAGACCAGGAGUUACUGUUACUCCGGGCCGACGAGAAUGGAGCUGCUCCCCGAGACGUGCACGGAUGGGAAGACCUCGAAGCAGCACGGCCGUCACACGGAACUAGAGUGUGCUGUGUGCUACAAGCUGUUCUCGUGUAACUACAAGCUGGACGUGCACAUGCGGAUACACAAUGGGCUCAGGCCGUUCAAAUGUGCAGAGUGUGGCAGCAGCUUCACGCAGCGCGGCACGCUGCAGAACCACCUGAAGAAGCACUCUGGGGAGAAGCCGUACGCGUGCCAGGACUGUGGGCGCAGCUACUUCAACCGCGAGGGGCUGCAAGUGCACGCGCGUCUCCACAGGAGCGACCCACUCGACAUGGUGCUGCACGAGUGUCCGCUGUGCGACAAGGUGUUCGUGUACCCCUCGGGGCUGUCUCGCCACCUGUCGUCGCACCGAGGCCGUCGGUUCACCUGCGACCACUGCCACCGGCACUUCCGGGAGCUGCCCUCUCUCAAGCGUCACAUCCGCAACAAGCACGGCUUCAGCAAGCAGCGGACAUGAGCUGCUCUCUCCGCUACGACCUUGGUGUGGAUGACAAGUUGAACCAAGUUCAUCUGUUAGUUUACGUUUCUCUUACUUAAAUGUGAGAAUUUCACCAAAUACCAACUUGUCUCUAGAACACAUCUGUGUACACACCAAAUUAUGGCUGGAAUUUGCAGCAUUUUGUAAAUGUAUUCAGUUCUUUUAAAAUAGAUUUUCUUGCAGUGCACCAUGGGUUGCCCUAAGUGGGCCUAUGAUCAAAGAGAGAUUAGCAGAAUGGGCUAUUUGGCUGCAGAGAGAUGACUUUUACAUUACAAUAUAGUUGGCUGCAUCAUUUUAGCCAAGGUGGGGAAUAAUACAAAAUCAAAUAUUCAGUGCACGAGGCUCAACUAACGAAACUCUUGUAAACAAGUGGUAUCCGUUAUAAAUGAACAUUUGAAGUUUUACGAAUCUCCCAAUGCCCACAGUGCUGAUGAGUCUACGAAAAUCUGCAAAUCACCAGCAUUCCGCAACAGGUACAUAUGAAGCUGACAUGAAGGCAUGGAUGACAUUGGAGCUUUUUAAACAGAGGUCAGGAUCCAAUGAACCGCAGUGAGUUGGAGCAGAUGACUGGUGACAGACCAAGGAAACAAGCAGAAAGAAGGGUAAGAAGAGGCACUGAAGGAGCCAGAGUGUUGGGGUUAGUGACAGAGAGAUUGUGUUUGCCAGUACACAGACUUCGGCACAGCAGGUCUGUGGUCAGGGCCGUGUCUAGGGGGGGGGGGGGGGGGGGGCAAAAGGGGCAUUUGCCCCGGGCCUCACAUUCAAGGGGGCCUCAAAUUUUAUCAAAAAAAUAUAAUAUUAUUUAAAGUGAAAUCCCAUUUUAUAUAUGGCGUAAUAAUAACUUGUAUUUAAAUUUAGAUACAUAUUUAUUUAGUUUUGUAAAGCAUGAUUCCACAAUAAAACCAGACCGUGCUGUAA